Molecule: messenger RNA, 1415 nt
Organism: Rosa rugosa (rugosa rose)
Lineage: Eukaryota; Viridiplantae; Streptophyta; Magnoliopsida; Rosales; Rosaceae
Product: FHA domain-containing protein FHA2
Exons: 3
Coding region: 69-1076 (335 amino acids)
Biological process (GO): regulation of ribosomal protein gene transcription by RNA polymerase II
Cellular component (GO): nucleus
Molecular function (GO): sequence-specific DNA binding; protein binding
Source: RefSeq, a predicted model, not a curated record
CUUCAUAAACCCCACCAACCCCAAAUUGGGCAUUCCUGCUCCUUCUGCAAUUCACAAUCUGAGAAACAAUGACGACGAGCAGUGACGUGGAGGCCGGAUUCGCGAAGCUCCAAGGCGAAGACUUUGAGUACUACAUGCAGACCUACUCCAUAAUCCUGGGCCGCAACUCCAAGAAAUCGACGGUGGACGUCGACCUCUCCAGCCUCGGCGGCGGAAUGAACAUCUCCCGCCACCACGCGCGCAUCUUCUACGACUUCACGCGCCGCCGCUUCGCUCUGGAGGUUCUCGGGAAGAACGGGUGUCUCGUCGAGGGGGUUCUCCACCUCCCCGGAAACCCUCCGGUCAAGCUCGAUUCGCAGGAUCUGCUUCAGAUUGGGGAUAAAGAGUUUUACUUUUUGUUGCCGGUGAGGAGUAUUCUGGGUGGGCCUAUUGGGCCCAGGCAUUACGCCGCGGCGGUCGGGGUUUCGGGCUCGGCGGGCACGGCCCAUUAUGGAUAUGGGCAUCCGGGCGCGUCGGCCGGGUCGGUGGCGAAGAAGAGUAGGGGGAGGGAGUUUUAUGAGGACGAAUAUGAGGAUGAGGAUGAUAUUGGCGGCGGCGGCGGUGGUGGUAGUGGCAGUGGGAAGAAGAGGAGGGAAGGGUAUGAGGGUUAUGGGUACAGUGGUGGGCCGGGUUCUGGAUCGGGCACCAAGUCGGGUUCUUUGGCUUUAGAAAAGAAGGGAGAUGGAAGAUCAAGGGUUGAUCGAGACAGUGACAAUCAGCAACUUCUGCAUUUGGAAGAAAAGGAUGUGGUGUCAUCUGUUGCUACGGUGCUCUCUGAUCUUUGUGGUCCUGGCGAAUGGAUGCCUAUGGAGAAACUGCAUGCUGAGUUGGUGGAACAGUAUAGUGGUGUUUGGCAUCACACUCGAGUGAGGAGAUAUCUUACUUCUGAGGACUGGCCUGGUCCCGAAUCAAAGGGGAAACCAUGGUACGGCUUGCUUAUGCUGCUAAGGAAAUACCCAGAACAUUUUGUCAUCAACACAAGGUCUAAGGGUCGUGUAACUCUGGAAUUUGUAUCUCUUGUUUCGUUGAUUUCAUAAAAUGGUGAGACGUCACAGCGAGCUUUUGUGAUGCUGGUAAUUUACAAUGGAGUUUAUCCAGAAAUGAGAUUCCUUUUCUGUAAAUUGGUGGCAGGCCCUUGGUUGAUUGCCCAAAUUUGUACAACUAUUGUAAGUCGCUGUCGAGCAGUAUUAAGAAAUGUGGUAUCCCUGCUUGGAUACAUGUAAUCUAAUUUGCAAUGACAUUUUCUGUACAUGACAGUUGUUGCAUUAUUUAUCCCUUCGAGUCUUGGGCAAUGUUGUUCUCUUCCAAUUUAAUGACUCUUGUAUGCAAUUCCAGCCAGAAUUUCAUAUAUCAAUUUGUUGGAAAGUUUCAUCACC